UUUUAUACGGAACUAAACAUCACGGAACGUUGUUCACGGAAUGGUUUCAGUGCUGCACAAUAAUGGCAUCUGUGGAAAAGGCACAUGUGGAGAACUCAGCUGUGAUAUUAGAAGAGGAUUCUGAGCCCCAGGAGGACCACAGUGCUGAGAGUGAUGAUUCUGACAGAGGGAGCGAUGGCGGGGGGUCAGAGGAUGGAGGGAGCGAUGGAGAGGGGUCAGAGGAUGGAGGGAGCGAUGACGGAGAAGAAGAUGGAGAGAGUGAUGGGGAGCAGGCUAAGUAUGGAGGGAGCGAAGGAGAGAAAGAAGAGGGUGAAGGCAACAGAGAAGCAGAUGAUGUAGACACCAACCCCAAUGCUGGAUGGGCGGAGGCCAUGGCCAAGAUUCUGCAGAAGAAAACGCCAGCGAGCAAACCCAGCAUCCUGCUGAAGAACAAAGAGCUGGACAAGAUGAAGGAGAAGGAGAAGAAGGAGAGUCUGGAGAGGAAGAAACAGACUGAUAAAAGGCGAGCUUGGGAGAUGAUGUGUCGAGAGAAACCAGACGUUGUAAAAGACAGAGAGAAUGAGAGGAACCUGCAGAGAGUUGCUACCAGGGGGGUAGUACAGCUGUUCAACGCUGUGAGGAAACACCAGAAAACGGUGGAUGAGAAGGUGAAGGAGGCGGGCGGCUCGGAGAGGAAGAAGGCCAAGCUCCUCUCCUCUGUCUCCAAGAAAGACUUCAUCAACGUGCUGCGUGGCACAGAGGGAGGCAGCGAGGUUGUCACCAAGACAGAGAGACAGAUGACUGGCAGGGAGGCAGAAGAGAAGCCAGCCUGGAGCGUGCUGAGAGACGACUUUAUGAUGGGAGCCUCCAUGAAGGACUGGGACAAGGAGAGCGACGAGGAGGGGGGUGAGCAGGAGGCACCAGAGGGUGUGGAGGACGACAACAGCGAGUCGGACUGAGCAGACUGGCCCAUCUAAGUGUGUGUAUGACUGAGCACGCCCAGGACUGUGUGUGUACACAAGACCGUGCCUUUUGAGUCCACUGUGAGGAAUGGAGCUGAAGGGUCCUGCAUCGCUGAGAUCGGCUCAACCCAGCCUCCCUCUCCUCUUCCCCCAGAGGCAGCUCUACCAGGCCCAAAGACCCCUCUUUUGAAUUUUCUAUAUGGAACAAGGAGCUGAAGAAAGACUGCGGUCCAGGUCCUGUUCUGGCCCACAAUGCUUUGGGUCAGGAUACCUAGUUUGUGUAAUGCUGGUGCCCUCUGGCUUGUCAAGGUCCCACUGAACAUUUUUCCAUCUGAACUCUGCUGUGUAUAUAGACCCUUUUCCCCCCUAACAGUUGCAUGUCCCUCAAUAAAAAGCCAGUUGAUAAACUUU
Molecule: messenger RNA, 1352 nt
Organism: Oncorhynchus kisutch (coho salmon)
Lineage: Eukaryota; Metazoa; Chordata; Actinopteri; Salmoniformes; Salmonidae
Product: RRP15-like protein
Exons: 5
Coding region: 63-938 (291 amino acids)
Biological process (GO): maturation of 5.8S rRNA; maturation of LSU-rRNA
Cellular component (GO): preribosome, large subunit precursor
Source: RefSeq, a predicted model, not a curated record